This is a messenger RNA of Cervus elaphus (red deer), 2047 nucleotides long. RefSeq names its product C-type lectin domain family 2 member A (gene CLEC2A). Bases 114 to 767 code for a protein of 217 amino acids. The record is from RefSeq and is a predicted model, not a curated record. Lineage: Eukaryota; Metazoa; Chordata; Mammalia; Artiodactyla; Cervidae. The transcript is spliced from 6 exons.
UAUAAGUGAUGUAUACAAAGAUCUCGGUUUUCUCCUAUUGAUCUGGAUUAACUACCACCUUUGCAAGUAUUAUUCUGGAGCUACACAUCGGCAGGCAUGACAGCUGGAUACACAUGACAGGGCCAGGUCUUGGUGCCAAAGAACUAGAGGGAAGAUUCCAGGAUGACUUCAUCCUACACCAGCGUUUACCUGCUAAAAGAAGCUCCCAGUGUGGAAGUCAGUGGCUUCCACCAGUGUCCAUGUCUCCAAGGAGAGAUUCAGGCCCUCUCAGACUGUACAGAAGAUGCUCCAAGACAGAAGUUUGCAAGUUGAAAAAAUACUGGAAGAUUUUUCUUAUAGUGGUCUUUCUUAUAGUGGUCCUUGUAACAGUAUUAUAUUUCAGUUUUUCAAAAAGUACCAAAGCUAUGGAAUGUUCAGAGGAGUGGAUUGGAGUAAGAAGGAAGUGCUUCUAUUUUUCUAAUGAUACCAGAAAUUGGACAGCCAGUAAAAGAUUUUGCAGUUCACAGGGAUCAGAACUUGCUCAGAUUGAUACACCAGAGGAGAUGAAAUUUUUGAAGAAGCAUGCAGGACCUUCUAUGUACUGGAUUGGAUUAAGCAGAAAACUAGGAGAGUCUUGGAAAUGGACAAGUGGCACUACAUUCAAUGCUGGGUUUGAAAUCAGUGGGAAUGGACCCUUUGCUUUUUUGAAUUCUGAUGGAGUCCACAGUUCCAGAGGAUUUGUUGAUAUCAAGUGGAUUUGCAGCAAACCAAUAUCUAAAACAGAAUAAAUUAGGAAAUCAAUAAAGAAUUUUGCAAGUUUUUUUAAAGUUGAAGUAUAGUUGAUUUACAAAUGUUAGUUUCUGGCAUACAGUAGAAUUUUGCAAGAAUUAAAGGAACUAAAAAUUGUUGAAAUGAAUGAAUGAUUAUAUAUAGAAUCUUAUUAAUUCAAGGCACAUUAUUGCUCAUCAUGAGCACGUCAGGAAACUUCUGUUAAAUAGGACCAAACAAAGUUACAGUAUACAAUUAGAUGACAUUUAUUGCAUUAGUAGUUACGAUAAACAAAUUUAAGGGGAUUUAUAUUAAUAGGUCAGCCAAGACCUACUGCUUAGUAGGUCUGCUUAAAAGUUAGAGAAAUAUAUGUGCUUAAUAUGUGUAAAUAUUACAAGCCACUAACCAUAGUAACUUUGGUUUAAAGAAAUGUUACAAGAGAAUCACCUAUGAACAAACAUGUACUUAAAUAAUAUCUUACAAAUUAUGGAAAAAUAUUUAGGAAGGACCCUAACUCUAUAAGUAAUAAACACAGAUACAUUAUCAAAGUUCUAUAUUAAAAUCACAAGGCCUAGAUUAUAGAAUAUAAACUAGAAAAAUAACAUUACAAGUGAAUAGAGAAUAGAUUAUUGAAAAAUAUUUCCCUUUUCCAAGUAAGAACAAGGAAAUAGGAUGGGCUUAAGAUGCAACCCUGGAUGUGUCAUAAAAUUCAAACUCUGUAGGGUGUGGGGAAAAUUAUAUCAAGCCCUUCUUUGUUACAUUAGUUUGCCUAGGUAACUGUAACCUCUCAGUACAAGAAGGAAUGAGAGUUUAGGAGAAAACAUAGACACGUAGGAUGGAGAAGCUGGAGAAAAAAAAAGUAUCUAGGUUACAGGAUAAACAUACAGAAACACACAGACCAGUCUUUCUCCCAUAUCUUUAAUGGAGGCUCACUCCUAAAUUAGUUGCAGAUGAAACUUUCUGAUAAAUGAAAAGGAGAUUCUUGUGAGUCCCACCUGUAAAUGUUGUUUUUGGUACUAUAUGUGAAUGCAAAUACUUGGCAAAUAUCAGCAUGUAAGCAAGCACAGGCAUAUUAUAUCUAUUCAUCAUUUGUCAUCAAGAAAACUUGAAAAUACGAAAUUUAGUAUUACUUAUGUAUCACAUUUUGGCUCAGAUUAAGUUCAAAUUUUGCUUCAUUCAUAAUGUUUUAUUUUUGCUGUUGGUUCAUGAUUACAAAUUAAUUUCAACUGCUUCAUUAUUUAAAGUAAUUCACUCCUUGUUUUUCUUUAAGUCACACCUAUCAGGGUGAAUCAAUUCCUGA